This is a messenger RNA of Owenia fusiformis, 1271 nucleotides long. The record is from the annotation of a GenBank genome assembly. NCBI's taxonomy places the organism in Eukaryota, Metazoa, Annelida, Polychaeta, Sabellida, Oweniidae.
AUGGCAAGUUCUGUAGAUACCCGGAAACUACCUGAAAUAUUCGAUGAUUGCUGGAAAGUAUACCAAUACCUAGACUCAACUGAUGAUCCAACGGUAUCAACUCAAUAUCAGGAUAAGGUGAAGACGGGGAUUCCUGAUGCAGAAAAGGCAGUAUUCAUGGUAAACAAACUAGGACUGUUCAGCACUAAUGAGGACAUAGAAGAGGUUGCAUCUAAUGAAAUAAAAUACAUGCUCUUAUCUGCACUGUAUGGAUACUUUACCCUGAAACAAAUAGAUGGAGAAAGGAAACAAACACUGCAAGAUGCUCAGUUGUGUUAUGUUGACUUUCUGAAGCUCUGCAAGUCGUAUAAUGUCACAUCAAUAGAUCCUUCCACAUUUUUACAAUCAGGAGACUCAGCUAGCAAUAUGGGAAAACCAGACCUUCUGAGUCAAGUCAACAGCAGAGAGAACAAGAUUAAAAGAUUCAAGGAGCAAAAGGCCAGAGAGGCAAAGCUGAAUGAAUUGUAUACAUAUAUACAACAGGAACAUGUGGAUGAUGAGAAAAAGAGGGAAUAUUACACAUCAUUACUAGAGAAAUGGGUGGAUAUAGCUGUAGAGGAACUACAGAGUAUCAGAAUGGAACUCCCCUUUGUGGAACAGAUGGCCAAGAUGAAGAAAGAAGGAAAGGAAAACAAAAAUGUAAAACCAAAAGAAAAACCUCAACAGGCCCUGAGACCAUUCAUCCUAACAAAGGAUGCUCUGCAGGCCCAAGUGUUCGGUUUAGGCUAUCCCAGCAUUCCUACUUACUCGAUAGACCAAUGGUAUGACCAGCAAGUGGAACAAGGACGGUUGCCAAAGCCAGGGGAGUCUAAUGAUAUGAUGAACCAGGCAAUGAACAUGAAUCCUGGUUUUGAUGCUGAACAAAAGGAACUAGAAGAUAUAGAAAAAGAAGAAAAAAUAGAAAAAGAUGAUCCAGAAACUUUACAAAAGGCCAGAGAUUGGGAUAAUUGGACGGAUGAGCAUCGGAGGGGGUGGGGUAAUACAGACAAUAAAGGAUAGCAUAUGUCAAGUUACCAAGAUGUUUGUAUUACUUACAUAUACUACUUCUGUAGUUGUGAAGUUGUAAUGGAGGUCGCCACCCACAUAUAAGCUGAAUGUUAAUUUAAAAAUGGCUGCCCUGUCCUGUAAGUACUGCAACAAUGGCUGUGCCGUGGUAUGUGUAUUACUACAAUGACUAUGGUGGAGUAUGUGUAUGAUGACAAUGCUGUGGUAUAUGUAUUACUACAAUGACU